AUGGCAUCCUCGGAAAAGCGCCCUGACUUAAUAGCGCUCGCCCGCGAUCUGCCCGGCGUCCCAAUGAGUGACGAUUACGAGAAGAUGAUAUCGGGCAUGCUUUACAAUCCACUCCUCCCCAGCCUGGAGGAAGCCCGACACCGCUGCCGCAUCUUAACCAAUGACUACAACAAUCUGGACCCACGUACCGUGCCCUCUGAGAAAAUUAGGGACGUCCGUUUUGAACUUCUGCAGAAGCUGGUUGGACGAGUUGGCGAGGGGUCGUUUGUCGAGCCGCCGUUUCGGCCAGAUUACGGAUGUAAUGUCGUCAUUGGGCGGGAUUGCUUUAUCAACUGGAAUCUAAGUAUCCUUGACACAUCUCUGGUGAUUCUGGGAGAUCGCAUUCAAAUGGGCCCGAAUGUGGGCAUCUACACCGCUGGACAUGAAACAAGUGUAUUGUCCCGGCGGAAGUAUAUCGAGUUUGGUCAUCCAGUCAGAAUUGGUGAUGAUUGCUGGAUUGGUGGUAAUGUAGUGAUCCUCCCCGGAGUAACUAUCGGCGAGGGAUGUACCAUUGGAGCAGGCUCCGUUGUUACAAAGGAUAUCCCUCCCUUCUCGGUGGCCGUGGGAAGUCCAUGCAAGGUGAUCAAAACUAUACAGUCUGCUGAGGAAGAGGAGAAUGAUCCCGAGAAUCCCUACCGAAAAAUGGAAAGAGAGCUGUAA
Messenger RNA from Penicillium subrubescens, 699 nucleotides. RefSeq names its product sugar O-acetyltransferase. Lineage: Eukaryota; Fungi; Ascomycota; Eurotiomycetes; Eurotiales; Aspergillaceae. The coding region runs from base 1 to 699 and encodes 232 amino acids. The transcript is spliced from 3 exons. Gene Ontology annotation, molecular function: acetyltransferase activity. The record is from RefSeq and is a predicted model, not a curated record.